AUGCUAGGAGGAAUAUUUAUUGCUCAUCUGAAAGCGAUACAAUCAGAACUGUCAUAUAGUUCUAAACCUCAAGAGUGGAAAUGUGAUGGCUUUGAUCUCAUAAUAUUUCAAAGGACAAUGGUCAUGAUUUUUGCUAUUGAGGAAAUAAACAAAGAUAAAAAUCUUCUUCCAAAUGUAACACUUGGCUAUAAAAUAUAUGACAACUGUAUGAAUGUACAGGUAGCCUUGAGAGGAGCCAUGUCUCUUAUUAGUAGUCCAGAAGAUGUUACAACAGAUUAUAACUGUAAUGGUCCACCGCCUGUUGUGGCUAUUGUUGGAGAUCCCCUCUCCACCCAUUCAAUUGCAAUAUCAAGAAUACUAGGAUUGUUCAAGAUGCCAAUGAUCAGCUACUGUGCUACGUGUUCUUGCUUAAGUGACAAGCGAGAAUUUCCUUCAUUUUUUAGGAUGAUUCCAAGCGAUGAUUUUCAAGUUAAAGCCAUUGCAAAGCUCAUUAAACAUUUUGGAUGGACAUGGAUUGGCAUUGUAGGAGUCGAUGAUGAUUAUGGACUUUACGCUGUUACAAGCUUUAUUGAGGAAGUUAAGAAAUUUGGCUGUGUGGCCUUUUCUGAAAGUUUUAAACUCAAUGAUAAUAUAAAAUUGACACAAAUAGUUAAAAUUGUAAAACAGUCAACAGCAACAGUGAUUAUUGCAUUUUUGGUAAAAGCAGCUGCAACCAUCAAUGAAAAUUUUAAGUCAUUUGGAGGAACAAUAGGCAUUCUUCCUAGAAGAGGAGUGAUUCCAGAGCUAGAAGAGUUUCUUCUUCAAACCCGCCCAACUUCUGACCAUGAAAAUAACUUAUUGACUCAGUUGUGGGAAAGAAUGUUUGAAUGCAGGUUCCAUGUAAAUAAUACUGCAUAUAACUCAUCACUGAAUCAAAGCAAUACAUGUACUGGUUUAGAAGACAUUAAGGGCAAAAACUCAGAAUAUAGUGAUGUAUCUGAAUUAAGGACUUCCUACAAUGUUUAUAAAACAGUAUAUUCCAUAGCACAUGCUCUUCAUAACCUAGCAUCUUGUGAAAAUGGUCAAGGACCUUUUGUCAACCAUACAUGUGCAGAUAUCACACGUGUUCAGCCCUGGCAGCUUUUUCAUUACUUAAAGAAAGUCAAUUUUAUAGAUCGCCUUGGUGAAAGAGUGGCUUAUGAUGAAAAUGGUGACCCGCUUCCAGCAUAUGAGUUUGUUAACUGGCAGCACUUAGAAGAUGGAACCAUGAUAACUAAAACAAUUGGAGUUUUUGAUGAAUCAUCCUCCACAGUGAAUGGACUUUUCCUCAAUGAAAAAGAUAUUUUCUGGAACUUUGCAUCUAGAAGUAUUCCUGAAUCGGUCUGCAGCAAAAGUUGUCAGCCUGGUACUAGAAAAGCCAUCAGGAAAGGCGAGCCAGUAUGCUGUUUUGAUUGUGUGCCAUGUGCUGAUGGUGAGAUAAGCAGUCAGGUCGAUUCAAUUGAGUGUUCAAGGUGCUUACCUGAUUUUUGGUCUAAUCAAGGAAAAAAUCAAUGCGUGCUUAAAGAAAUUGAAUUUUUGUCUUAUGAGGAUGUGAUGGGGAUUACUUUAACAGCAACUGCACUCCUGGGGACCUGCCUGUCAGUUGCAGUUUUGGCAGUCUUUAUACAGUACAGAAAUACUCCAGUUGUAAAAGCUAACAAUUCUGAACUGAGCUUCCUUUUGCUUGUGUCAUUAAAACUCUGCUUCCUUUGUGCUCUGUGCUUCAUUGGACAACCAUCACAACUGACAUGUAUAAUGAGACACUUGAUGUUUGGAAUUAGUUUUGCUUUAUGUAUUUCUUGUAUUCUUGUGAAAACAAUUGUUGUGAUAAUGGCAUUUAAUGCCACUCUGCCAGGGAAUAAUAUAAUGAAAUGGUUUGGUGUCUCCCAGCAGCGAGGUACAGUGUUCUUCUUCACUUUAAUCCAAGCAGUCAUAUGUUUAAUCUGGUUUUACACUUCCCCACCAGGACCUGCCAAAAAUAUCAAGUAUCAAAAUUCAAAAAUCAUAUUAGAAUGUGAUGUUGGGUCACAGACUGGAUUUAGCUGUCUUUUGGGAUACAUUGGAUUGUUGGCAUGUGUUUGUUUUCUGUCUGCUUUUCUAGCAAGAAACCUCCCUGACACUUUUAACGAAGCCAAAUUCAUAACUUUCAGCAUGCUCAUCUUCUGUGCAGUUUGGAUCACCUUUAUACCUGCUUAUAUCAGCACUCCGGGAAAAUAUACCGUAGCGGUGGAGAUUUUUGCUAUUUUGGCUUCAGCCUUUGGUAUUCUUUUGGCAAUAUUUACUCCCAAAUGUUAUGUAAUUUUGUUGAAACCAGAGAGAAACACAAAAAAAGCUCUAAUGGAAAAAUCCAUUGCUGACAAAUGCCAUUAAAUGUGCAAUAAGAUACAGCAAAUUAAAACUUUAAUAUCUUA
Molecule: messenger RNA, 2429 nt
Organism: Polypterus senegalus (gray bichir)
Lineage: Eukaryota; Metazoa; Chordata; Cladistia; Polypteriformes; Polypteridae
Product: extracellular calcium-sensing receptor-like
Exons: 7
Coding region: 1-2388 (795 amino acids)
Biological process (GO): G protein-coupled receptor signaling pathway
Cellular component (GO): membrane
Molecular function (GO): G protein-coupled receptor activity
Source: RefSeq, a predicted model, not a curated record